UCAUGUAGACGCACUCAUCGUGCAAAUAGCGAAUCGCAAUAAAACCCUUCCACAAAAAGAAAAAGAGAAGGAAAAAAAAAAAAAAAAGAAUUGCACAAACUCUAGUAGGAUUCUGCUGCUACGUGCCAAUUGCUCUAUGGAGAUUCCCCUCCCUGACAAACGAGUGCAAAUUACAAAAGAUGCAAGGGCUUCUACCAAGCGUCAGCUUCUGCUAAGUUAUCAGGACUAGUUCUUUCUUAUAGAAAUCACAGCGCGCUACCGAGAACCCAAAUCACUCUCAGUUUCUGAGGGUUUCUGCUUUGGAUCGCAACAAAACUGAAUUGUGUAUGAUUGCUGAAGUUGUGUGUGUUACUUAAUCCCUUACCGAGUCAUCUGCCCAAAAUGGAUAAAAUGAAAUUAGCAGCACUGGGAGAGCGACUGAAGAUCGGAGGCGAGCGAUUGAAAACCGGAGGAGCUGAAAUUGGGAAAAAAGUUAGUGGGAAAAUGAAGGAAAUUCUUCAAGGGCCAUCACAGGAGGCAAAAAUGGUGGAUGAAGCUACGGCAGAUAGCUUGGAAGAGCCAAACUGGGGUUUGAACCUGAGGAUCUGUAACUUGCUUAACAGUGAAGAGUUUGAUGGGAUGGAAGUUGUUAGGGCAAUCAAGAAGAAGAUCUCUAGCAGUAAUGAUGUGAGUCAGCGGCUGAGCCUCGAUCUCUUGGAGACUUGUGCGAUGAACUGUGAUAAGGUGUUUUCUGAGGUGGCAUCUGAGAAGGUUUUAGAUGAGAUGGUGAAGAUGAUAGAGAAUCCACAGAUGUUAUAUGCUAACAGACGUAGAGCGAUGCAACUCAUUGAGGCAUGGGGCAAGUCCGAGGAUCUCGCAUACCUACCUGUAUUCAGACAGACAUAUAUGAGCAUUAAGGAUAGGAAAUUACCUUCAAGGGUUCCAGGAAAUGGGAAUUCUACUUCAGCAUUUUCUUCAGUUGAACCCGGCAUGGAUGAACAUGAAGCCGGUUUUCCUGAUGGCUAUCCUUUUCCUACUAGUGAUAACCAGGAUACAGAUUUUGCUUAUCAUGGUACAGCUUUGUCAGUGGAAGAAAAGAAGGAAUUUCUUGUCAUAACUCGGAACAGCGUAGAUAUUUUAUCAUCCAUGCUGAAUGCUGAAACAGACAAGAAGCCUGUUAAGGAUGAUCUGAUGUUGAGCAUGGUUGAAAAAUGCAAAGAAUCUGAACCGAUAAUACAGAGGGUAAUUGAGAGCAUAGAUGGCGACGAAUCAUUGCUCUUCGAAGCUCUAAGUCUCCAUGACGAACUCCAGCAGGUUCUCUCCAAGUAUCAGGAGCUCGAUCUCAGUGAUCAAACUGUAGAUGAUUCCUGCAUUGCUCCAGAUGCUAGCACUUCCGAUGAGAAGAAGAGCUGAAGACUCUUGGUGGUGGAAAAAGUGAAGUUGCUAAUGAUGGCAGGAACAUUAAGAAGGAAUAGUAUGAGCUAGGUGGGAUAUAUCAUCAGUUUGUUUUGUGUAAAUACUACAGUUUGGUUUCAAGCUUUUUGCUGUUUGUAAUCUAUCUUUUAGGUGAAUGUGGUAUGAACAGUGAGGUUCACUUCUAUAUUUAUACUCAUAAACAGGUUUUAUUCUUUUAAAUGUUGUGCACUAAUGUUUAUUUA
Asparagus officinalis (garden asparagus) is the source of this 1637-nucleotide messenger RNA. Its product is annotated as target of Myb protein 1. Bases 382 to 1392 code for a protein of 336 amino acids. The transcript is spliced from 5 exons. Gene Ontology annotation, biological process: protein transport to vacuole involved in ubiquitin-dependent protein catabolic process via the multivesicular body sorting pathway. Gene Ontology annotation, molecular function: phosphatidylinositol binding; ubiquitin binding. Lineage: Eukaryota; Viridiplantae; Streptophyta; Magnoliopsida; Asparagales; Asparagaceae. The record is from RefSeq and is a predicted model, not a curated record.